UCUAGUGUAUGAUCCAAUGGCGUAUGAUACUCGUGUUUAGAACUGAAGUGAAGCGCCCGACGUGCCUGCGGUCCACCCUCACACCAAGAAGGAAGAAAAAGUGUGAGGCGGGUGAGAAACACUCAAAGGCCUCAUUGCAUAUUCAUGACCCAGGGGCGUGGCCACUGUGGCUUGGCUCAGCCAAUGGGGCGUGAGCGGCGGAGCGAGGGCGUGUCAGUCUGUUCGGAAGAGAAGUUGUGUGAGCGCGAGCCCCAGCACUGCUCAGAAAAGACAGAUAGAGAGUCAGGCGGCGGCAAAGGGUGGCAGUGCGACCCUCUUUUUGAGGGGGGGUCUGAUUAUAACAAAAUAUAACACACCAUAUAUGCAUGCCCAGGCCGGUCAUAUGCCGAUCAUAGGGAUUUUAGUAAACAUCUAGAUAUAUAUCUAUACAUUUCAAAAUGCCUAUUUUACUUUUCCUGAUAGACACGUCCGCUUCUAUGAAUCAGCGCACAUAUUUGGGUACGACGUAUCUGGACAUUGCUAAAGGCGCGGUUGAGAUCUUUAUGAAGCUGCGUGCCCGAGACCCGGCUAGUAGAGGCGACAGGUACAUGCUAGUUACAUUUGACGAUCCGCCAUACGGAGUAAAGGCAGGCUGGAAAGAGAACCACGCCACCUUUAUGAGUGAACUAAAGAAUCUGCAGGCAUGUGGACUGACCACUCUUGGUAAUGCUCUCCGAACUGCCUUCGACCUGCUCAAUCUCAACAGACUGGUGUCUGGCAUCGACAACUAUGGCCAGGGCCGGAAUCCCUUUUUUCUGGAGCCGUCAGUCAUCAUUACCAUAACGGACGGGAACAAGCUAACACACAGCUCUGGAGUGCCAGAUGAGCUUCACCUGCCUCUGAACUCCCCGCUACCUGGGAGUGAGCUAACCAAAGAGCCGUUCCGCUGGGACCAGCGUCUCUUUGCCCUGGUGCUGCGCAUGCCUGGUGCAGCCGUCCCCGACACCGAGCAGCUUGGCAGUGUGCCCAGUGAUGAAUCAGCCAUCACCCAGAUGUGCGAGGUUACCGGAGGUCGGUCAUAUUGUGUUAGGACACAGAGGAUGUUGAACCAGUGCCUGGAGUCUCUGGUGCAGAAGGUUCUGAGUGGAGUUGUUAUUAAUUUUGAGAAGACGGGCCCAGAUCCACCUCCUGUAGGUGAAGAUGGCCUGGUGGAUCCAGUACGACCUCUGUCAUCCUUCAGCUCUCAACCUUGGCACAGCUGCCACAAGCUCAUAUACGUUCGGCCGAACCCCAAAACCGGUGUCCCAGUGGGACACUGGCCGAUUCCAGAGUCCUUCUGGCCUGACCAGAACUCUCCGACUCUGCCUCCUCGAUCUUCCCAUCCAGUUGUGCGUUUCUCUUGCGUUGACUGUGAGCCUAUGGUGAUUGACAAGCUGCCCUUUGAUAAGUACGAGCUGGAGCCUUCACCUCUCACCCAGUACAUUUUGGAGAGGAAGUCCCCUCACAUGUGCUGGCAGGUGUUUGUGAGCUGCAGUGGUAAGCACAGUGAUGUAGUGCAGCCCUUCGGCUACCUGAAAGCCAGCACCACUCUCACCUGCGUGAAUCUUUUCGUCAUGCCUUACAACUACCCCGUACUGUUGCCUCUCCUCGAUGACUUGUUUAAAGUGCACAAACUCAAGCCAAACCUCAAGUGGAGACAGGCCUUUGAGGUGUACUUGAAAUCUAUGCCUCCUUACUUUCUGCUGCCCUUAAAGAAGGCACUUAGGAUGAUGGGAGCGCCAAAUCUCAUCUCUGACAACAUGGACUGUGGCCUCAGCUACAGCGUCAUUUCCUACCUAAAAAAACUCAGCCAGCAGGCAAAGAUGGAGUCGGACCGGAUGAUUGUGUCGGUGGGUAAAAAGCCCCCUCAGGAGACUGGCAUCAAGGUGAAGAAUCACUCGAGUACACUGUCCCUUGCUCACCGGCGUGACUUCAAACAGCUACUGCAGGGCAUCACGGGCGAGGUGCCCCUCCGCCUUAACGACAUCAACCUCAAAGAAUUCGCUGGAUUUCAAAUUGCUCACCUCAACAAGGAGGUAAAGCCCCAGGCCUAUCGUAAUGCCUAUGAUAUUCCACGGCGGAACCUUCUGGAUCAGGUCACACGAAUGCGCUCCAACCUUUUAAGGACUACUCAGAAGCUAAUCAGGAGCCAAGAUGAAGACUAUUUGCAUAGUAUUCCUGUGGGUCAGAUGGGAAACUAUCAGGAAUACCUGAAGAUGAUGCCAUCCCCCCUUCGCGAGAUCGACCCUGAUCAGCCCAAACGCCUGCACACAUUCGGCAACCCGUUUAAACAAGAUAAGAAGGGAAUGAUGAUAGACGAAGCAGAUGAGUUUGUCACAGGCACCCAGAACAAGAAAAGGGGAAACUCAACAGAGCCUAACUCGGGUGCAGCUCCAAAGAGGCGGCGAAGCAUGUCCCCUCUACUACGCCGAUCCCAAACCCCACCCAUCAUCAGCAACCAUGUGUUGGGAAAAGGGACCACGGUGGCCCCAGGCCAACCUGGUCUCAUUAAACCCAUCCCACUGCACAAAGGAGUGGAGGGGAACAGCACGGUGGGUGCAGAGAGCAAUGGUGAGAGAGCGAUGAGUGGAGAGUCUGGAGACAGCUGGUCUGGAGGAGUGGAAGGGGUCGGGGGAGAAACUGUAGUUCUCUCUCUGGAGGAGAAAGGAGGAAUGAAGGUCACUGAUGGAGGAGAAGAAGAGGCACUGCUGGAGAACAGGCUAGGAGAAGAGUGUUUGGAGGAAAGACUGUCUGAAAGGCCACAGAACUGUGAGAAUCCAAGUCCUCCAGACCAGGACAGAGACAUGGAGGGCACUGGAGGAGACACUUCUUCACGGCCCACCAUUGUUAUGGUUCCUCUGGAGGGAAGCAACGCCGAAUUACGCACUCGAGUCAUUAAAGAGGUCCGAAAACCUGGCCGCAAUUAUGAGGCAAUAUUCAGGCUGCUAGAGGAGGUUAAAGGACCAGUGUCAGUGCAGAGGUACUUUAUCCAUCACGCCAUCAAAGAAGCAGCCAGGUGGGUGUCUAUUGGUAUUACAUUUCAUGCAUGCGAGCACACACACAAUUUUAAUUGCGUUCCAGCUCAUUUAAAUAUAUAUUCACUGCAGUUAUCUCUGCUAAGCAAUAUCUCCCCCCCAUAAAAGUGAUCAGCUAAGCAGAACUAAAUUCAUGCCUAUCCAUAUUGAUCAGCAUUCAACAGAAAAGGUUUCUAAAUUGUUUCUUGUACAUAAAAUUUGGUAUAAAAUUGGGAUUCAUCAAAUGUGCAUGCACAUGUCAUAUGCAUAAGUGUAAGCAAUGAAGCUUAAUAAAUACCAACUGAUAAUAAACCCUGUACACACACAUUUCACGAAUAUAAAAAAGGACUGAUAUUUUGUUAGCGUCACAGACACUACACACUAGCAAAAGAAACUUUUUUCCUGAAGCAGAGAUUUUCAUAUUGAUAACUAAAGGGGACAGUUAUUUGGCUGUGUUGUUUGCUAUUACUGUAUUUUUUGUUAGUUUUCAUAUAUUUAAUGAACAAAUGCAUGUCACAAAUCAGCUGCACAUUCAUGGAAUAGAAAUCCAUGUUGAGGUCGGGAAAUUCGGCAAUUGUGCGGAAGUCCUUCUUCACAUGUGUCUGUUACACAAUGGUGUGAGGCACAGGUUCCCAGCCCUGGUCCUGGAGUAUCCCCCCCUAUCCCCCAUUGGCACACCCACUUUAACUCAGGAACGGUUUUUUGGGAGUAGGGAAAAUGCUAAAAGGUAUAGGACAGGAGGGUACACCAGGACCUAGGGUUGUAGGGGAGUAGGGGAUGAAGCUCAGGUUAAGAGAAAUUAUAGCAUCCAACACUAUGGACAUUUACAGCAUUUAGAAAGCACUCUUAUCCAGACUUACAGUCUUUAACAAAAGUGCUUUGUAUUCUCUUUCGAAAAAACAUAUCCUCAUGCUAGUUUAUUACAUCCGGGACCAAGAGCUAAAACCCUGUUACGGGGAUAUUUGUGCAGCAAGAAAAGAAAACACAAGUCAAGGGAUGUUUUAAGUUAUUGCAUUGUUUGGGGAAUAGGUCGGUCUUUAGUCUUUUUUGUUUUUUGAAGACUGGUUGUGACUACUUGGACAGCCAGGGAAGAUUCAUUUCACCACCUCUAUGCUAGUACAGUGUAGAGAUUUGCAUGUCUCAAAAGGAGCCUGGUAAAAAGCCAAGUAAGUGAGGGCUGGUCCAUUUUUGGCAUUGCAGGAAACCACCAGUGUUUUAAAUCUAAUGUGGGCAGCUACAGGAAGCCAGUGGUGGGAACACAGUAAUAGGGUAAUGUUGGAGAAUUUGGGGAGAUUGAAAACAAGUCUUGCAGCUGCAAUCUGGAUCAGUUGCAAGGGUCAGGUGACGCACAGGGGCAGACCUGCCAGGAGGGAGUUGCAGUAGUUAAGUCUCGAGAUGACAAGGGCAUGAACAAGCACCUUUGUUGCCUCCAUGGAUAGAAAAGGCCAGAUGCUCCUGAUGUUGUAACUAGAAACAUGAGCAUGAGCAUGUCAAGGUUGCAAUCUGAGGCGAGAAGGAUAGUUGUUUGUCUGAAACUACCCAUGGUUGUGUGCCAGUGUCAAAUGGUGUGUUUUGACCACAAGAUUUUGACAUGGGGCUCCAUCUCCAGGGAUAUACAGCAGCUGAGUCUUGCUUGCAUUAAAUUUCAGCUUUUGAGCUGCCAUCCAUGACAAAAUGUCUGCCAGACAUGCUGGGAUCUGUGUAGAAACAUGUAUCUGAGGGAAGAAAGGAGACAAUACGUUGCGUGCAGUCAACAUAUCAGUGAAUGGGGAAAAAACCCCAAAAACCUGAGGAUAUGACAUCACUGAGGGAGCAAAUAUAGAGGGAGAACAGUUGAUAGUCUGCAUGUAGUAGAUGAAUGCUAACUUGAAGGGAGUCCCUACAUAAACAAAUAUUAUGGUGUCCUUUAUGGUGUAAGUGUUGAAGGGGUGGAGGUCUUGAGACACAAUCUGGAGCAUUGUGAAAGGGAUGGAUCCAGUGGGCAGAUAGUAGGAUUGCUAGACAAGAUAAUCUGCAGAAUCUCUUCUGUAGAAAGAAGAGAGAAAUGUGUCAAGGCAGCAGGAGGAAAAAGAGCGAUGGUAUUUUCACAAUAGGGCAAGAAGGAGCGAUUGGCUGAUCUUGCUAAUCUUCUCAUCAAGAAUGUUUCAAAGCCACCAGCAGUCAGGGACGAGAGUGAAGGACGAAGGUUGAGAAGUGAAAAAAUAGAUCAGCAGUAGAUGCUGCCAGCUUUCCUUUGUAGAAGGAUAUCUUAGCAGAACUUCAACAACAGAGAACAGUAUAAGAAGAGAUCAGCAUCAAGUUGUGAUUUCCUUCACUUUCAUUCAGCUGUUCUUAAUUCUCUCCUCUUGCUGCAUAGCACAUUUGACAGCCAAGGAUCAAGGUGAGAACACCUCCUAGGUCUGGAAUAUCCAGAGCAAAGGAGGUCAGUGGAUGAAGAAUGUGAAGAGAGGAAUGUAUUGGUUGCUGAUUCAGGUGUUGGAGAAGAAAAGGAGUGUGGUAGGGUGGUUAGGAUUCUGGAAGCUAGGGAGGAAGGAGAGGUAGAGUGGAAGUUUGCUGCAAGUGGAGGAGAGGUAUGAAUAGUUGAUGAUAGGCAGGGCAGGGGGGGUGAGUGUUAUGAGUAAAACAAGAGUUAAUAGUUAUACAAAACGAUGAACUGAAAAGUAGAGCAGGGUAACAUUGAUGUCUGCAGCUAAGGAAGGUCAGCUGAAGACAAGGUCCAGAAAAUUUCCUCCCUUGUGGUUUGGAGGGCAGUUGUUGAAGUUCAGGUCAAAAGAGUAGGCAGGACGGCAGGAGCUCAGAAGGGAGGUUGAAAUCUUCAAAAGGAGUGAAAGAGGUACCAGAAGGACUCCUUCCUAUGACCUACAGUAUGAGGUACUUACUCGUUAUAGCCCCAGUUUUCCUUUGAAAUGUGCAUAUUGCCAAAAAUCACAUGGCCGAAAGGACUUAGACAUAUGUAUGUCUCAUUUCCAUCUCCAACUUGGGUCCCAGCUGAUGGCACAAAUUUAUCACUACUGGUUCUUCCAAAUCUCCAAAAAGCCACUUAGUGUUCAACUAAAAAAUCUGUCAAAAUAGCAUGAUGCAUCUAAUAUCUAAAUAUAUAACGCCAUGCCAACUUCCAUGUCUAUAUUCAUGGCGAGAGCCAGUUUAAUUAUUCAAGAGUAAAACUAAAAAAGGUGAUUAAGAUACAUUUUUCCUAAAAACCUUCAAACUAAGUUUGGAUUUACUUGGUUAAAAACCUUGUCAACAGAAUAAUACAGGUAGAAGUGUAGAAGUGUUCCAGUCCAGUAAGACAUGUUUAAUGGAUAGUGGGUUCUGACAGAAUGGGCACUUUGGUGUAUUUUCUCCAGAUUGGUGUGCGAGCCUUGCAUGUCCUAUCCAGCAUCGAGUGUAAGAGACUUGAUCCCAGCGAUUAUUAAAAUGGAAUACGUGUCUUGUCUCAACAACAGGAUUUAUUUCCCGUAAUUUGUUGUUAAAACACUGAACCCAUUCCGACUGCCAAUUUUUUUUUAGUGUACAUGUUUAAUGUUGGUUUUAGGUCUAUGAACUUAAUAGAGCAUUGUACUGGUUCUGAGGAUAAUGCUUCUUUGGCAGCUCUAUCUGCUUGUUCAUUACCAGAGAUUCCUGAGUGGCCAGAUACCCAGCAGAAAAUAUGACUAAAAUUCUUUGAUUUCAGAGAUGACAAUUUGGAUUGUCAUCUCUGAAACAAUAGAACAAUAGAAAGUGAUGCUCCAUUAGUUAACCUACUGACUCUUAGCCUUUUUGUGGAAUUAGAAAACAAACACAAAUUUGUUUGUAUUAUAGAAAUUACUUCUAUGCUAAUUCAAAGUAAUAGCUGUCCAGGCCUUGCGUAAAGCACUCCUAAGGGAACAGCUUUUCAGCGCUACAUGUUUUGCAGGUGUACAGUCAAGGCUGUACAUAAAUGUAUGCCCAAAUUUAUGCAAAUAUUUGUUUUGAUAAAUCCCACACUGUGUUGAAAAUGCAGUUCACAGAAUUAAAGCACAAAUUUGUGUGUAUCCACCGUUGAGGGCCCCAAGUCUUUUUGAACUGAACCUCUUCUGAGAGCCUUCAUCAAUUCUAGUCACCUGAAUGUUUAUUAACAGAUGGGUUCAACUACACUCCACAACUCUUUCCUGAAUCCUGCUCAUGUAUAUAUGCAAGUGUCCAACCUCUCUCUGGCUAUCUCUCUCUCUCUCUAUCUCUA
This is a messenger RNA of Ictalurus furcatus (blue catfish), 7233 nucleotides long. It is a transcript of the gene ints6l, whose product is annotated as integrator complex subunit 6 like. Lineage: Eukaryota; Metazoa; Chordata; Actinopteri; Siluriformes; Ictaluridae. Gene Ontology annotation, cellular component: integrator complex. The transcript has 17 exons. The record is from RefSeq and is a predicted model, not a curated record. Gene Ontology annotation, biological process: snRNA 3'-end processing. The coding region runs from base 438 to 3158 and encodes 906 amino acids.